CUAUGCAGGACUGUGCAAAUUCCGUGGUUGGUUCACAUUAUGCUUGCAGAGCAGUCACACUGCAAAUGACAUUUAUAUAUAUACUAGAGUUUUUUCUGCCCACGAGCAACAGAUGGGGGACAACUCACAGACCUCAUUGAGCUUGAUAUUGGGGACGAUGGAGGAAAAUUUCAGAACUUUUAAGCUUGCUUCUGGACAAGAACUGGGAGAUUUAUUAUCAGUUGAAGUUAUGGAUUUUCAGAAUGGACUAAAACUUCAUUCUGUUGAAAAGAUCCAAGCCAAGGGUAGAAGAGUGAUGUUGCAGCCAGGUCAUCUGGAUCAGCCACCAACGGAUGCCAUAAGCAAUGAACAAAUGUCAUUAGUGAGGCACAAAAGUACAAUUUGCCUAGUCUUGAACCCUUGCAGAGUGGAAAAGUUACAACACAACUUGUUUCAUCUGAUCAGCUGUCAAUGGAUCAUUCAAAAAAUGCACGUAAUGUCGACGUCACUGCAGAACGAAACAUAAUCAUGGUUACUAGUUCAGAUUCAGAAGGAGGCCCAAGAGAGACUCAAGAAAGGCAACAUAAAAACACUGGAGUUCGAAUUGAAGUUUCUUUAGAUGAUAUCCUUAAAUAUUCCAAAAAGAGCCGUAACGAUGCUGCAAAGAAACUCCAAGUUAGCAUAUCGACAUUGAAGCGUGUAUGUAGGGGUUAUGGUAUCCAGCGGUGGCCAUCUCGCAACAUAAAAAAGUUUCGUUCCUUUCGGCCCUCGCCUGUUGAGAACGAGGAACAAACCUGACAAUGUCUAAAUUCUGAUUUGCCUUCGAAUCAAGCCUUAGUUAGUGUUGCUCACACAAAGCCAGCAUUCCAAGAUGCAGACAUAGUGACAAUUAGGGCGAAAUAUGAAAAUAAUACGAUAAAGUUUCGGCUGUCUUUGCCGUCUAGAUUAGUAGCGCUUCAGCAAGAAGUGCUUAAAAGACUGAACCUGGAAGCUGGAACAUACUACGUCAGGUAUAAAGAUGAGGAAAAUGAGUUGAUUUUAAUAGCUUGCGACGAGGACUUACAAGAUUGUAUACACACUUUUAAAUCAUUGGGCAUCACUUCGGUAGUUGUGCUGCUUGAGCUCAAAUAGCCUAGUAUCCAUCGACCUUCUUGUUUUAAUUCCAGUGAUUUUCAAGUGCUUUUUUCAAUGGUAAAAUACUUCUGCGCCAGUGAAAAGAUCAGCCCUUGGUGCUCUGUUUUGUUUAUUCAAGUCUAUAGUAGGAUGCGAGGAAUUGCGACUUCCUUACAACGCUUUCAUUUCUGUGUUGUUGGGCUGCUUCUUCUCUUGGAUUAUUUAUUUUUUGGAAAAGGUUUGCAUCCUAUCUCACUUGAUCAGAAUUGAUGAAGAAAAUGGUGUUGAUGGUACUACUGAACCAAA
This is a messenger RNA of Rhododendron vialii, 1398 nucleotides long. RefSeq names its product protein NLP4-like. The transcript has 2 exons. Bases 451 to 777 code for a protein of 108 amino acids. Gene Ontology annotation, molecular function: DNA-binding transcription factor activity. Lineage: Eukaryota; Viridiplantae; Streptophyta; Magnoliopsida; Ericales; Ericaceae. The record is from RefSeq and is a predicted model, not a curated record.